Messenger RNA from Camelus dromedarius (Arabian camel), 11982 nucleotides. It is a transcript of the gene PDK3, whose product is annotated as pyruvate dehydrogenase kinase 3. The coding region runs from base 183 to 1430 and encodes 415 amino acids. NCBI's taxonomy places the organism in Eukaryota, Metazoa, Chordata, Mammalia, Artiodactyla, Camelidae. The record is from RefSeq and is a predicted model, not a curated record. Gene Ontology annotation, cellular component: mitochondrion. The transcript has 12 exons. Gene Ontology annotation, molecular function: pyruvate dehydrogenase (acetyl-transferring) kinase activity. Gene Ontology annotation, biological process: protein phosphorylation; regulation of glucose metabolic process.
CGGCCGGCCGCGGCCCCGGAGCUGCUGCUGCUGCUGCUGCGGCGGCUGCACCCGCGGCGCCGAGGCCGAGGCGGAGACCAGGGUGCGCGCUUGGCGAACGUGCCGGAUCCACGCGGCUCCGCUGCACCGGCCCCUGCGGCCGCCCGGGCGUCUCGGCUGGUCUCUGCGCUGCCCCGGCGAGGAUGCGGCUGUUCCAGUGGCUGCUGAAGCAGCCGGUGCCCAAGCAGAUUGAGCGCUACUCGCGCUUCUCGCCAUCACCGCUCUCCAUCAAGCAGUUCCUGGACUUCGGGAGAGAUAAUGCGUGUGAAAAAACUUCGUAUAUGUUCCUACGGAAGGAGCUUCCUGUGCGACUGGCUAACACAAUGAGAGAGGUUAAUCUUCUGCCAGAUAAUUUGCUUAACCGCCCUGCGGUGGGAUUGGUUCAGAGUUGGUACAUGCAGAGUUUUCUUGAACUUCUAGAAUAUGAAAAUAAGAGCCCUGAGGAUCCCCAGGUCUUGGAUAACUUUCUACAAGUUCUGAUUAAAGUCAGAAAUAGACACAAUGAUGUGGUUCCUACAAUGGCACAAGGAGUGAUUGAAUACAAGGAGAAGUUUGGGUUUGAUCCGUUCAUUAGCAGUAACAUCCAGUAUUUUCUGGAUCGGUUUUAUACCAACCGCAUCUCUUUCCGCAUGCUUAUUAACCAGCAUACGCUUCUGUUUGGUGGUGACACUAACCCUGCGCAUCCUAAACAUAUUGGAAGUAUUGAUCCCACCUGCAAUGUGGCUGAUGUUGUGAAAGAUGCGUAUGAAACUGCCAAGAUGCUGUGUGAACAGUAUUACCUGGUUGCUCCAGAGCUGGAAGUUGAAGAAUUCAAUGCCAAAGCUCCAGACAAACCUAUUCAGGUAGUUUAUGUGCCCUCACAUCUGUUUCACAUGCUAUUUGAGUUGUUCAAGAACUCAAUGAGAGCAACAGUCGAACUGUAUGAAGAUAAGAAAGAGGGCUACCCAUCUGUUAAAACCCUUGUUACUCUGGGUAAAGAAGACUUAUCCAUUAAGAUAAGUGACCUAGGUGGUGGGGUCCCGCUACGAAAAAUAGAUCGUCUUUUUAACUACAUGUAUUCAACUGCUCCAAGACCUAGCCUGGAGCCCACAAGAGCUGCCCCUCUGGCUGGAUUUGGUUAUGGUUUGCCAAUUUCUCGUCUGUAUGCUAGAUAUUUUCAAGGAGAUCUAAAACUCUAUUCCAUGGAAGGAGUGGGCACUGACGCUGUCAUUUAUUUGAAGGCUCUUUCAAGUGAAUCAUUUGAGAGACUUCCAGUUUUUAAUAAGUCAGCAUGGCGCCAUUACAAGACCACACCUGAAGCCGACGAUUGGAGCAAUCCCAGCAGUGAACCCAGGGAUGCCUCCAAAUACAAGGCGAAGCAGGACAAAAUCAAGACUAACAGAACUUUGUAAAGAACCGGAUGCUUCAGUCCUCUCUGUGAAGAAGAGAUUGUCUUCUGCAAGUCAACCAGAAAGAACUUUCCUCCACCAACUCUGAGUGUGACACCAUACUUAAUCCAGUGCUUGAAUGUGUAUUUUCUCCGUAUGAGCUGGACCUUUUCCACAGAUGUUUCCUGUAGCAACUGCAGAUCUUCCACUAAAGUAGUAACCUGAGUCAUUUUUUGUAGUGUGAUGCCCUGCUCUGGUGGGCGCCUGUCGUGGGCAGGCGCAGAGCCCGCCAGCGCGCUCGCGUCCUCAGACCUCUCUCCUCAUUACCAGGGAGUUGAGUGUCUGCGGUCUCCCCAGAUUCCUAAGCUCCCGCACCCCAUUCCAGGUACAGCAGGUCUCUGCUGUUGCUCUUUGUGACCAAAUACCAUGUUUGUCCCAAACCACCAACUAAGGCCUGGGAGUCUGCACGUUGGAGACAGCAGCUGAGCGUGUCUUGAUAAUCGGGUCCCAGGGCCCUUCCUCUCUCUUGCGCAUCCCUCCUUGCUCUCUGAUUUAGACUUUGGCCUUCUUCCAUCCGAUCGGAUUCUCAUUGUGAGGCGCGGGUACUUUUGUGUUAGAUCUUCCUCUUGGAUGCAUUGAUUUCAUUUUGAAAUUCAUUUGUAUACUUCCAUUCUAUUGAUUAAAGCGUUCCAAAAGUUGUCUUGGAAUUUUACACUUAACUGCUUGGUUUCAAAGAUCUUAAGUGAAAAACUACCUUCUGGUCAUUAUCAAGUUUGCAAAGAGGGGGAAGUGGCAUGUUUAUCCUUAUGUAAAAAUUUUUACCACCAAAUACUGUCCCUUUGUCAUACUGUACUCCUUUGCAGUUUUCUAAGCCCCUGUGUGAUGCACUUUACUAGUUGUCAAAUAGACUGUUGAAGAGAAAAGUUCUUUCUGGUUUAUUUUGAAAAAUACCCUAGGGCUUCAUAAUUCACAUUUUCAUGAAUUUUAGCCAGUCUUAGAAUUGUCAAGCUGAUUUUCACCAUCCUUUACUUUUUGCUGAAAGAUGGAAUUGGCAGAGGACUUGGGGUAAGGAAGGAGGGCCUGUGUUAUAUUUACUCUGAGAAAUGGAAGCUAUUGGAGAGUCCGGAUGGAAAUCCACAACCUGUAGAGCUACGCAGGAUGCAUUUAUCUUCUCUGUAUUUUUUCAUAUAUAUCAUCUACUUUGACUUCUGCCCUUUUUUAACAUCCAUAUAAAUGUUUCCAUCCAGUGUUUAAGUAUUGAGCCCACUGAUUGAGAAGCUGUAACUUGUACAGUGGUCCUCUUCCUUCAGUCCUACGACAGUACCAAUGCACUUGUCCCCGCUGCCAUCACAGUGGGGCUUUUCCCCCAGAUGGAGCUGGGCUCUGACCAGCUGCGCUUGGGUAGGUGACAGCUCUGUUGCUCUUAGUUCCACUGAAUCUGAUAUUGUUUCAUUUUAUGACGUUACCUGAGCUCAUGGUCCUUCCUUCAUCUUUAGAAAGAUCUCAUCUCUUCCAUCCUCAGAAGGCUCUCAUGAGGGAACUCAUAUUUAUUAGUUGGGUAAGAAAAAGACCAACAUGCUUCCAAGAUACGGGGGAGGAGCUGGUCCCCAUGGAGGCCCGUUUUUUGAGGACUGAGUCAGUGUCUUGGGAGUGGGGCUGAUUCCUCUGAUGAUUUCCUUGUGGUGUAAAGAUGUAAAAAUGACAGCCCUUUGUGUUUAAAGAGCCCGGCUUUCUUAUAAAUGUCAGAUCGCCUAUCAGUAUCUGACUUGGCCUCCAUUUCCAACCAUAGCCCUCUACACUUUAAAGUACAACACACUGGAGGGGGCGGAGGCAGCAGCUUCAGGAGCGCUCCCUCCUGCCUUGUUCUGGCAGCGUUUUAGUGUGCGCCUGCGGAGUGCCCCGUGAUCAUGAUGCGCUCACAGCAGGCUCCCUGUAAAGGCUGAAGCUGGCAAAGCUGAUAGGGAAAAUCCUAGCACGUUCCUCCCUUUCCAGAUCUUUUUCAAAAGUAAAGAUUUCUUUCAAUGUUUUAAUGAUUGACUUGGUAGCUCUUUACUGACACACUUUCUAGAUUAUUCAUAUCCAUCUGACCCCAGUACAAUCUUGCCUCUCCUGUCUUUGCUUUCUGCAUUAAGAAUUUAACUUUGCUUCCGAAGAAACCAUAAGAAGAAUUUCAGCAACAGUCUGUGUUCCCAGUUUGGCUGCCCCAGGUAUUCAUUUAUGCUUCUUUUUUGACUGUAUGUGACUCUUCUGGACUUAGGUGUAACCGUCUGGCUAUUUGCUGGGUUUUGUCUCUAAGCAGACAGUCACAUUUCUACAUAUCAGUUGAAAUAUAAAUAGCCAUUAACUGUUUUUCAGCUAAAUUUGUUUAGUUCUCCCAAUUCUUCUGUGUUUUCCUCUCAUUUACUUGAUUUUAUUUUAAGUAUUUGGGGAUGGCAUCUACUCUUUGAAGUAGUACCUGGCACAUAGUAGGUGCCUAAUAAGUAUUAACUGAAUCAAUGAAUGGAAAUUGACAGAUGUUUACCUUGGGUGGUGGGCAACACCUUUCUAAAUUCUUAAACUAUCUUUCCAAAUUAAAAAUAACUCAGGUCAGGAGCUGUGGAAAUACUGCAUUUCCUUUUUAUCGUGGUAAGAGGUGACUUGCACAUGGAGAGAAACGAAAGAAAGGCAGUAGUGAUGGUUCCACAGGAGCCAUCUGACCCUUUCUUUGUCUCUGAAUAUCUGAUUUGGACUCCUUAAUAUAGUAGGUUCUUUCCAUCCAAUCAGGUGACGUGAUUUUAUACCCUUGCUUAUAGAUUCCAAAGAACUUUCACACGCAGCAUCCUAUUUGAGCCUUAGGAUGCCAAGAAGUGGACCAUGCAGUUUUCUGUUUUUCAUUUGAGUUCCAAAGCAGUUCAGUCGUUUGCCAAGGUGGCAUGGAGGAACCAAAGUGAGUAAUUGGGUCGUCUUGUUCUUCAGCCCGAGCUCUCAACAGUGAACCAGGUAAUUAGCAUUAUCUCUUUUGAGGAAUUUCUUGGUUAUGUUAACCCUCAAGGGUAAGAUACAAACCAAAUUUUGUCUAUAGUGUCAGAGAAUUCCAUUCAGGAGAGGUUGCCUUCUGUGUGUUUUCAUUUUGGCAUAGUUAGUUAGAGGAGAUAAUCAAAUAGAUUUGGUGGCUUUUACCUAGAAAGAUAGGCAGCUUUAUAAAAUGUCUGACUGUAGAUAAUUACUAGAGUUAUUGAGACUUAAUUCUAUGUUUGAAUGAACUCACAGCUCACUGCCAGCUCCCUCAUACAAAGACUCCAUAUUUGAGAGUCAAUGCUUUUAUCUUUUGGUGGACUGGAUUACAGUUUCAGUUGGAUUUUCUCACAUAGUUGCAAAUGUUUUUCUACUGCUGUCCCUUAUGAACAGUAACUUGGCUGGCGAUCAGAUUCUGAGGGUACAUCUUUUUUCCCUCAGUUCUUUGGUGACAUCACUCUACUAUCUUCUAGCAUCUGUUGGUACUGAGAGGGCUCAGUCCAACCAGAUUUUUCCUCCCUUUUUGUAGGUGACCUUCCUGUUUGCCCUGAGUGCUUGUGAUUUCCUGGUUAUCCUUGAAAUGCACUAACUUCAUUCAACUAUAUCUCAGAGCUGACAGUUACCUGUCGGCUUUUUCAGGUACACAAGGAGCAUCCAACAUUGACAUCGGCACCUUACCACAUUUCUUACUGGUUUAUUGGUUCUCUAGUUUAACAGUUUGCCCCUCUAUUGGCUGUCUGUCCUCUGUCCUUCACAUUCAUCUAGCCUUUGACCGCAUUGGUCUCCUGGUCCUCCUUCCCACUGUGUGAUUUGCUCCUCAGAUCUUACCCUUCCAUUGUGCUGACACUGUUUGCUGUAGUGUGCAGUGUGGCUUUCACUUCUGUUACAGUUUUAUUUUUUCUCUUUCUGUCCUUAGCUCCGCCAGCUUUUCCUCUCAUUGCGUUGUCCUCUUUGACUCAUUGCGUUUCCUGGAAGGCUGAACUGUUGCCUACCAUUUUCGUGGUCUCUGAAAUCAUCCUGUUUCCAGGGUGUGUAUAUCUGUCUUUUGCUUCUUUCACCCCUUUCUUUCCGUGUUGUUUUGUUCUUUUAUUGUUGCACAAGCAUCGCAAUGGCUUUUUCGGCUUAUUGUCUGGUCUUUGCAUGGGACCAGUUCUAUCUACCAAGAAGGGUGUGGAUAAAUCCUCCUUGAUGCCUCCUCUUUCAAGUGGUAAGUGUUUGAUCACCUGAGCCCUUGAACCAUAAGGCUGGAUAUCGAUAGGUUAUAAUGGCAGAGGCUCUUUUUCAUUCUGUUCUCUGGACCUGGCUGAAGGAGUGAAGCAAAGCCUCCUCCGAGUGCCUUCUGUGGACACUGUUGAUUCCUCUGCCCUGGGGUCCCACUGAGGGAGAGGGACGUCCCUUGAGUUUCCCCACGUCCAUUAGAGGUCUCCCUAGCAGGCGUGUGGUGAGUUUGUCCUUCUGCUCUGCUGGAUUCUAUGUAGUCUGUGUGUUUGGCUCCGAGUGACUUUUGCUCUCCUCUGCGCAAAAAGGGACCACCUGAGAUGCCAACCUUUCCUCCUAGGUUUUGCUUCUGGAAAUGUGACCACGCAGUGUACCCUCAGCUCAUCCUGACUGCCGCUGGGCUUUGUUUCUCCAAAUUAAGACAUAAUUGGUAGCAUCCUUUGGAACCGUCUCCACCACAGCUGCCCAGCAACUGUGGCCCACUAGACACCUGCGAAUCCUCUUUUCAUUAGUCCUCCACUUGGUUGUCAGACACUCCCCUGGAGUCCUCACUAUGGGGUGGUGGCUUUUAUUAGUUUCAUCGUAGGCAGCUUCUUUUUCAGCUUGUGGAUGUGUGUGUUGAAGGGCAGGAGCACUUGUAUAAACAUGCACUCAUUCUGCCAUCUUCCCCGCAGUCCAGGUGCUUAAACAUUGACUUUGAAGAUAAUGUCCUUCCUAAUCAGCAGCUAUGUGCUCGUAAAUAGAUGAAACCAAUAUCACUUGCAGGAAAGAACCGUUAAUAACUUAAUACAGGAUUUUUGUUUAUUGUUCUCCUUGGAAAGAUAACUUUUAACUUGAGAUCCUGUUCCAUUGAUUAGAGAAAUCUGGACCUUCUGGUUUGAAAAUGGAAGAUGUGACAUUUUAAUGAACUUAAGAAGUUACCAGGCACCGACAAUGAUUUAUUAGUUAAUUAAAUAUGAUGGGAUAUUUCAAGCUAGCACAUAAUCAGAGUUAUCAAGAGAAGUAUGAAUUAUUUUGUGUUAACAGGUUUCUAGUUGAGCUGCCCCCCCCUGAGGGUGGUAACCCUGUGAGAGCUGUUCUGGGACACAGGUUUUCUUACCGGUCUUUUCAGUCAACCCAUUUUCAAAUUUGGUUCAUCAAAAAAUAGAAAGGCGUUAAGUCCUCAUCAGGAUUCUGUUUGAUAUUCAUGAAUACACACUGAGAUGGUUUCUGGGUCUGGGACUGACUAUAGAAGCGAACACAUCGUAGUUUCAUUUACAGGGGAUCACAGCUUAGGGGUUUUAUUUGGCCUCAUUGUAGGAUAGAAGCCUCCUGUCCUCAGUGGCCAGUGUGUCCCACUGGGCACACUUUUCUCACCUUCAGAGCUGAGUGCCCUGAUCAGGGAGUGCGAGUGACAGCCUCGCUGUGUGCCCCACACUCCACUCUGCGCAGUGCCUUUCCCUCAGGUCAGUCUUUGCCCUGGGUCUGCCCUGUCGUGAGAUGCAGAAUGAAAGAGGCACCACCCGUACAGGACGAAUGAAGGGAAGAGGGUAGAUGGAGGAGUCGUGGAAAGGAAAGCCACAUGUGUUCCUCGCUUUCAAUAAUAGCGACUGUCUCCAAUGCACUAGAAACCGCACGGGGCUGGGUGCGGGGUGUUGAUCACAGCGACGGACCCCCCCUGACUCACGGAGCUGGUGGGGGAGUCAGAUGAGACACUCACCAAGGGCAGUUUUUAGUACAGUUGGGAGAAAAAGGCAGGAAGGGGGUUGCAAGGGGGGAGUAGGGGGCGGGGGCAAACCCUGUGAAUGUUGUUUUCACCGUGGACGGGUGUGUUCCUUAGGUGAGGAAGCACUGGUGAGUCCUGAGUUCUUCUGUCCUUUGUCUGUGUUCCUCUGCAUCUGGAGAGCCCGUCUUCCCGGAGGGGCUCCGCGGGGCUCUGCACCGGCCCUGCCGCGGGCCGCGCUGCGACGCUGGGUCCAUGAGCGGACUGAGCUCAUUGCGCUUCGUUGUCUCACCGACCCGCGGGGAGCCGCGGUCAGAUGAGAGGAGCCAGCUUUUCCCGUCAAAUUGCACUGAAUGAUGUGGGCUGCUGUUUCCUCAUAACAAAGAUGCAAUUACAGCAGGUUCUGGAUGUGUCUUUUUAGAACUUCAGAAAUCAGUAUUUAAACCAAUUCUUCCCACUUCCAGCAUCUGACUGAUGGUGCUGGAGUGAAAAUAGCUGCUUGUCAGGAGGAAAGACCCUCUUUAGCGCUUGCAAACUGGUUGGGGAGGUGGAGGAAAGGAUUCUCCGAGAAAACUUUGCCUCUCAUGUCUGUAGGUUGGCGUUAGCUGUGUUCACGGUCCCUUCUCACCAAGGUGAACAAGAUCAAAUGACAGCAAUAUUGUAGUCACAGAAUCCUUGAGAAACCUUUGUUUCUGCCUUUCCCUCUGUCUCUAAAACCUGGACUUGAAUUGCCCAUGAUCCCGGUGAUGGGGUCAGUGCAGCUGGGACAAGGAGAGCUACUCAUAUUGUGACAUGGGUGGUUCUUGGUGGCAGUCUCACUCCCUCGGAGGGAGCAGCAAAGCCGGGGAGGACACUUUGGUUCUCUGACACAUGCCUGUCUACCCAAGGGAGGGUAGACUGCCAGAGCAAGAGAUGGGAUGCUUUGAAUGAUUCCCAUGGGUAGAGCCAAUUUGUCAUUCUUUAAAUUGACUUAUUUCCAUAUAAAUGAAAGCACCUUAGGGCAUCACUACUGAAAGCCUCUGAACAAAUGUCUGAUACUGUUAAGUGCCUGCAUUAAAAGAAAGCCCACCCCUUAUGUCUCAUUAAUAUCCUCGCAGUGUUUAAUAAAUCAGUAAUAGUUUUUGCCUUCCUGUCUCUGUAUCCUCUUCCCUCCAGCACUGCCGACUCUGCAGGGGCGGUUCCCAUCCCAAUUUAAAAUGGUGAUUUCCAACCUUGAUGGAGUCUGCAUAUCUGUUGAAGAGGAUAAGUGGUAGGGCUUGAUGCUUGGAGUCCCAUAAUCCAGUGUGGACAAUUGGGAAAACUUUCUGUGGGAUUUUUUUUUUAAAGGUUAGAGAACUGAGGAGAUUUUGUGGUAAUAGCGGAUCCAGGAAUCUUGCGGGGAAAAGAGUACGAACUUAACCUGAAAAGUUUUUCUCUGUUCUAUAAAUCUCUCAGUGACAUUUGGAUUAAUCAAGCAUAAUUAAAUGUAGUUAGGUUUUUGUCAGAUUGUAGUUCAAAAUAAAAUUCAUCUAUGGAGAGGGUAAUAUAUUCUGUAGAAAUUUUAUUAAGCACUUUAGUUAAGCAAACACUAAGGAGAACAAAAUCAGCCUCAGGAAGGUUAAUUACUAAAAAAAACACAAAGUAUAGUAGAUUAUGUAAAUCAUUUUAAUUUUGAAUACCAUGGCUUGGGCUUUAAUUUACAUAGAGAGGUAUUUCAGAUUUGUUUUUCACAUCAUGUUUUCCACACGUGCAAAAUUGCGAUUGCAUUCUUUAAAAGUUCUCAUCACUUUCAGAUUCCAGUAAGUUUGCUUACCUUUUUCAUGUGACAGUUUCCAAAAGUGAAGAAUUAUGAUUGCUUUCUGUAAAAUGCAGCUAAUUAUUUGAGGAUUCCACUAAGUUUGUUCCAAUUCUAAAAACCAUAUCUUUAUUUCUGUACCUUUAAAGGAGUGAUAUUUUAAGAGAGGUAUUAGGAUAGAGAAUGUAUAUGAAAGCAUCCCGCCCAUGCCUGGCGUCUCCAUAAAUAAAAUGACUUUUUUUUUAAGAAAAGGUAAAACAGGAGAGUUUAGACGAUGAUGAUAUAUCUUUUUAUUUUAGUAAUUUCUUUAAAGGAAGAAGUGAAGAGAUUGAAUUGAUUGUAGAAGUUAUAUUUUUCUGUACUCAGAGAAUUACAUUUUCACGACCCUUCCAUGUCUCAGGGAAUACCCUUUGGUAAGAAUCCCCAUGGAAAUCUCUGAAGGUCUAUCCUGGUAUGCUCAGAUCUGAUCAUUCUUGUCAAAAUUUCUAGAGCUAGAGUUUCACAAGUAUUGUUACCUCGGGAAUACAAGAUUACCCGAGAAACUUGAGCCUCGCCCUUGUCACCACUCAGACUCUGUGCUUUAGGCUUUUUCAUGAUAAAUACCACCUAAAAGUCCUUUGUUUAGUGGGUGUACCAAGGUCUCUUCAUCAUGCUUACCUGAGAUUUUCAUAGAAAAACCCUGCAAUUUGAUUUUGUUUGAUGAUUUUGCUUCUUGGCUUCUCAGUGAGGAUUCUGUUUUCCAUUGGAAUUGAAUCCUUGGGGGAUGAUAAAAUUUCACUUAAAAGAACAUUCUAUUAAAUAAUUCUAACUUUGGCCAACCUAAAAGUGGCCUGCUAAUUUGAAUUCUGUGCAUAACUUUUGCAGAUGGGCCAAAACAGCACAAAUUGUCAAAGAUCACAUAUACUGUAAGCAGUAUGUUUGCCCUGCUGUUAGCAAACGAAAGACAUGUCUAAUUCUAAUGGCUCUUCAGUUCAUCUUUGCCUUCCAAAUGGGUUGAAAAUGGCAACUUUAGAGUGGAAUUCUUACUAAUAACAGAACCACUUAAUGUUUUAAAAUAGUCUUACCUUGAGAUUCCUUUUGCAAGAUAAUAACAAGAAUCUUAACAUCCAGUUCUAACUGUUUUGGCUCUUCAUAUAUGCUCGACAUUAAAAAGGCAAUGACAGAAGUUACAUCUGAUUGGAAGUCACAGGCAUUUGCCGUUUAGCCGCGCUCGAUGGAUAAGAGGAGUGAACCGAGCAGUUGGCGGAAACAGGCAGGGUGGGCAUAAAAUGUUACAUUGCUGUUUAGACUACAUCAUGGCACCUCUUUCUUCCAAAUUCCAUUUUCUUUUCUCAUUUGAACGCUUAUAUCCAUGGGAAACCGCAAUCAGUAUUUUAAAAGGCACUGUAUUUACAUGAAGAACUGGCUUGUGCCUUUAUCUAAAACUGCUGAGGUUACUAUCCCCCGUGUUUCAUUUGGACAAAUGUUUUAGAAUAAUUACAGCUAAAGCCUGUCACUGUAGGGGUCUGAAACCCUGGAAACUGCCCGCCAUCAGAGAGGGAGCAGGCCGGACUACAGGCCUGACACCUGGGCUCGCCGAGCGCCGUCAGGAGGCAGGUUGUGUCCGGCUGUCAUAACCAGCAUAAAAUGUCAAAAAGAAGGGGCUUGCCAGAUCCUGUAUUUGCUCCCUUUUUUCUCUAGCUGCCUGUGUAACUUCCUGGGGACAACAUCACAUAAAGUCCUUUGAUAUCUUGCUUUUCAAUUUUAAAAGUUCCUGUUAGAGCUGGCACGUGAGUCUGUAAGUUGUGCUUGUACUUACAAUUCUUUUUCAGACUAGACCAAACUAAAUGCAUCUUGGCUCUGAGUAGACAGCUAAGGUUUACCCAGAAAGUCAAGAUUUACCUAGAAAGUAUAAAGUAUUAUUAUGUACUUUAAAAAAUGCAAGUUGGCUGUAUUCAGUGUCAGAGGAAUUGAGUUCUGUUGCGUCUUCCUUUGUUUCCGAUACGUUCAUCGUUAUUAUUCGCUCCUCUUGCUGCGUUGCACUGGAACUGAGCGCUGCACUCUGAUUUAACACCUGGGCUGGGCUUGAGUCCGUCCUGGACAACGUGACACACGGUUUGGGAGUGUAGAACCUACCACUUCAGCAUUCUGGCUAACCCUGGUCCCUGCAGAGUUCCUUGGUGAUAAAGUCAUUUGAGGUUGUAAUUGCUGCUUCAGGUUUAUAUGCAUCCUCACAAAAGUACAUGAGUGCUUGUAACUUCAAUAUUUUCCAGAUUUAGAACACAAGCUGUGAAUACUUAAGAAAUGCUUAAACCAAAUAAGAAAAAUCAGCGCGGAGUGAAAUAUGCCAUUGCGGACAUAUUUAAUGUUGCAUUUAAAUGUAAAGUCACUUGGCUGAUUUUUCAUUGUAACUCCUAGACUCAUAAAAGCAGUGUCUCAACCGGAAAUGAUAGCUGAUUUAACAAGAGAAAAAGACUAACUUAUAUAUGAAAUGAAAGUUCAUUACAGUGUUUGUAACCCUAAGUCCAAAUCUGACCUGAUUUCACUUUGGGCAGCUGUCAGCUUAGUUACAGUGAAAUGUACACGCGUGUCCAGCGUUCACAAGCUGCCUUGUGGUUCAUAGAGUGAAGCCCGGCCCUGCGUGUUCUGUGCUGUUCUGUGGCCUGACUGGUGCACACUGUCACAAGUGAAGGAUGACUUUGGUUUGAGGUCAUUUGUCGCUCUGCAUUCCGUGGAGAAAAGUAUUUUUGUGAUUGUUGGAAAAACAACCAGGGAAGUGUGUGGCUCAGAUAAUGUUCUCCAUCAGUCGUGGAGCCAUCUGUGGUGUGUGUCAUAGCCAAAGUAGUCCUGAAGCACGUGGACAAUUCUGUACCACAACCGUCAAACAAUAAAGUGGUAGUUGUGUUUCA